CACAGAGGUCGCGACCUCACACAAAGAUGCAUAGGCCGUAGUCGGGUGGAUGCUCCUGUCAUGAUCCACCAAUGUCGAACACUGUAUAUCAGCCAAUUCACACGUUCGAUUCAGUCAGUGACCGCCACUUCAGUGUCCAACAAACAAUCCUCAAACAGACAAUGCCAGACAACCCAAUCACCCCCAAAAGAAGCAGUGCAGCGGAAUGCAGAGAGGUGUUAGUUAAGGGAAACCGAAGUGUUUGUUGGUUUGUCUGUGUAUGUGUGUGUGUGUAUGUGUGUGUGUGUGUGUAUUUGUGUGUGUGUAGAGAGAGAGGGAGACAAAAGGAGAGACAGCAAUCACACCCCAAAACAGCAACAACAGCAACCACUUCUAAUCACUACGGACGAUGGCCCAAAAAACGAUGCACAGCAGAGGACACUCCCAAUCAAUCAGUGAAGCGAAAAUCCCUGCCAAAACAGACCAAAUUUGGUCCAUUCAUCAGCAUCAACGCCCCACUGCAGUGCCUUGGCGAGAGAACAGCGCCCUGAAUCGCCCAAUUGCUUUCUCAGCUUCAGCCCAGCCGACCUCUUCCACGGGAUCUCUGCCGGACUUCUGGUGCUCCUUUGUGAUGAGAUCCAUGCUCGCAUCGAGCGUCUUCUGUAUCCCCGCGCGUUUGAUGAGGAUCUCCUGUACGGAUUGGUUGCACUUCGGGCUUUUGAAUGCAAGCUGGUGGAGCACCAAUGCCACAAAUCUACACAGAAAGGAGGACAGAAAGAGAGACACGUGCAGGCAGAUGCGGUGCAGCAAGGAGAGCGGGUUGUUAGCAAAGCUCACUUGACAAGGCUCGUGUGUGCGGGAUGCACUUCUAUGCACUGAAUGAGCAGCUCAACCCCCUGUCAAUGCACCAACCGGGCGAGCACCGUCAUACAACGUUACUUCGUGUUCAUGAAAUUGCACGUCUCACCUCAUUCUCAAUGAUCUUGUAGUGCCCAAGAUCCAUUCGGAUGCAGAAACUGCAUGUACAGACACAGAGACAAGCCAGACGACAAUGGGGACUCCUCGACAGCGGCAAUGGGAUGAUGACAAGUAAACCUACCAAUACACGACUUGCGCGACGGCGUUGCAGCACUUCUCAUCCUCGAGAAAUCUCCUCAGCCCUGAAAAAAUCCUUGUGAAGCCAUCUUCGUUAAGCAGCUUGGCGCGGAGAGUCGAGUCAUUGGCCGACAUAGAUGCAAUCGCAUGGCAACCUAACCCAAACGCAUCCUUGUCGUUCUGAUGCAAGCACAUGGCCUCCAUCACGUGACCUGUAAGUCGAGGACAAACACAGUGCGACCGAUCAGGCGCUACAUGCGUAUCUCGUCACUUUCCAGUCAGUGCAUACCCAGCGCCAGCUUCGUGUCGAAGCUCUGGAUGCUCUCCUCGAGACCGAUGACGGAAAACAGCUUGAAUGCGCUCUGCUGGACCUUGGGGUCGUGCUUGUGGAUGCCCACCAACUCCACCAUGAAGCUCAGGUUCUCUCGGAAGGGGAAAUGAGUCACUUGGCGGCGGUUCGGCCUGCUCUUGAAGCACAUCUUGGCCAAGGCGUAGAAGCUCAGAUGCACCACGCGGGCGCUCAUCGGACCAUACUUGCGGCAGACUUCAGCAAUGGCGAAAAGGCACACAUGCAAACCUGUGUGGUUGGCAAUGGAAGAGACCAGAAAUGACGUUGGAACACAGGCCGCGUCUUUGUGGGGAUGUCGCACCUCCAGCUCUGGGGCCGUUUGACGCUUCGCCAAUCUUCUUCAGAGCCGCUUCGAUGAUUGGAAGAUCCUUUUCCAAAUCUCCUGCGUGUGACAGAGAUUUGAACAAGGAAAGUCGUUUGGAUGUCGCUGUCUCUCUCCUGGUCUUUGGCACUUACCUGUCAGGUUUCUGAGCAUUCUGUUGAUUUCCUCGGGCAGGUUGAUGUCAUCAACGCUCAUAUCAUCAAGUUUGCAGCGAACGCCACCUUCCGCGACAGGCGACUCCUCCUGACCGGCGCUGCUGAGCUCGCCCUCGGCGCUGCUGAGCUUGGCCUCGGCGCUGCUCAGCUGGGCCUCGGCGCUGCUCAGCUUGGCCUCGGCGCUGCUCAGCUGGGCUUUCUGCAGACAAACCCCAAAAUGUCUGGGGCUGUGCCGUGCGGUCGUGUCUCUCUCCUUUGGUUGCCUGUUCGUCUAGGGUGGUUGUGUAGUACGCUUGUUGGGCUGCCUUCUCCUCCUCCAGGGCCUUGUAGGCGCCGAUCAUCUCCUCCAAUUCAGAGUCCUUUUUGCUGACCUGCACAUAUUGGCACCAAUCGUCCGUGCAUCAUGUUUUAGUCAUGUUGUCCACUGACCUGCCCUCGCAUGGCGUCCAGCUCUCCCUUGAGUGUUUCUACCAGAUCUUUGAAGGUCUGCAUCGUGUCCCUUUCUGCUGCGAUCUGUCUUUUGAGAUCAUCAUUGACGUCGUCCAGCCGCUUGCCCGCCUCCUUCUCUCGCUGAAGCUCCAACACAGCCUUCUUGAGGGCCUCGUCCUUCUCCUUGAACUGACGCCAUGAAGCAAAGAACGAAACACGAAAAUCACCGCAAGAUGCAUCUUUCGAAAAAUGACCUUCUUCACCAUUUACCUGAGCCUCGAGCUCUGCCACACGAUUCCUGAGAGAUGCGACACUUUCUAGAGCCGUGCGCUCGCCCUCCUUGGCAUCAGACACCUCCGAGUCCUUAGCUGCCAAGCGGGCCGUCACGUCCUCCUUCUCCUUGUUCAGGGCGGCAGCACUCUCGUCCGCUGUGGCCUUGGCGUCGGCGAGACGGCUCUCUAAUGCCUUGGUCCGCUCCAGCUCCUCCUUUCGCAUCUCCCCUAUCCGCCGGUCUCUCUCGGCCAGCUCCGCCUCCUUUGUCGCCAGCUCCGCCUCCUUUGUCUUCAGUUUGCCGUCCAGCUCGGCCUCCUUUCUAUCCUUGCUGUCGGCCUGUUUUUGAAACACUUGCAGUAUCGACUCAUAGUGCUCCUGCUGCCUGAUCUUCUCUGGAGACACAGACGAGAGGAACAGAGACAUAAGACACAUGAUUAGGCCUGCAGGCGUGUGGCUGGCGACUGAUGUGUGUACCUGCUUUGAGAGUGUACACUUCUUGGUUGGCUUCAUCCAGUCGGGCGCUUUUCUCUUUGAACAACUAGAGAGACAGAGCGAGAAUGGGAUGGCCACGGAAAGCCUAAGGAUAUUGUGUUUCAUCCUAGCCCACUGUCUCCUUGAGUUUGUCCUCCGCCCCGGUGUUCACCAGCUUGCUCUCAAUGUUCUGAACACACACACGCACACAGUCACACGAUGCGAGCAGCUUUUGCGCACUCGUCUGUGCCGUAUGCCAUGUGUCCAUUAAUGCGACUGACCGCCAAGGCUUCGAGUAUCUGCACCUGGUUCUCCUCCAGGUCCUGCUUUUUGGCCAGAGCUACCUCAGGGACUUGUGCAGGAGGAGGAUUCCGGGGCUGCAUCAAGCACACAAGGACAUGGAAAUCCAUGCUUCGGGUGAUGUGAUAUUCUGUUUGAUUCUCACCGCUGCGGCGAGCAGAUCUUGCAGUCGGGCUAUCUCAGCCUCCAACUCGCAGAGCUUGCCGUCCUUUGGAUCAAAGUUGAUCUUUGGCUUGUUCUGUACCUGUGGACAUAAAGCCAAAGCGCUCCUCUCUGAGGUGAGGCCGUCCAUCUGCGGUCAGAGUGGUCAGGGUCUGUACCAGGGUAACACGUUCAGCGAACCGGAGUGUGCUGAGGGUGUCCUGCAUCUGCUUCGCUCCGGGACAGAUGCACGCCACCUAUGCCACCCAGAAACAGACGGAAUGUAUGCACAUGCAAGUAGCCACAGUCCCCUUAUUACCAUCAAGGUUUUUGAAUUUCCUCCGAGGGAAUCCUGGAGCGCACACACACAGCCGCACACACGAAUGACAUUCUCGAGAGACCUCUUGGCUCUCUGUCUGCUCGUUUCAACCUGCAGGACUCGCGUCAGCUUGGAGUCUCUGUAGGGGAUGUGCGUUGGUUUGUGGGGUUGCUUGAUCUGUUUGUUGAGCGCGUUGAUAACGUUGCCUGCAGUAAGAGAGGUACAUAUGCAGUGAUACAACUACUAUGGAAGACGGUACCGAGAGCAGAAAGGGACGUGUUGAUUGACGUUGCCUCUUUCAUGCCAUCUCCUUCAACGCCUGACCAAAAUGCAGUUUCUAUGCUCAGGUCUUGUUGCGUGCCUCUGCCGCUGACCAGACUGCUUGACGUGCUCGCAUCCAGCGAGAUCGACAAGAUUCAAUUUCCCAAGACGAAUCUAUUGAAAUGCAGGCCAGCAAAUUUGGCAGGUGACCAUGUGUCUGCGCUCGUCGAUGCGAUGGCCUCACCUGCCUUCUGCCGCCUUCGGCCUCAGCUGACGACUCCACUAUCACAGUGAAGAUCGAAUGACUCCUGAGGCACGAGACAGACACAAUUAAAUGAAGCUUUUUGCGCCAUCCUCUCUUGCCUUACCGUGACGAGUGUUGGUUCAUGUCUGUGCACCGGUGGUGUUGGUAUUUGCGGCCCUCCUCCAGCACUUCCAUCAUAGCAUGCACGUUCUUUGCCUGAAAACAUCGGUGCAAAAGCGAAGCUCGGGUAGGGCAUGCUCCGUGCCGUGCAUGGAUGCUCACCUCUCUCUGCGUAAGCUUGUCGACCCAGGGGCUGUCCUCGCCCCUCAGUUCCAACGCCACGCCUCUCUCCUCUUUGCUUCCCAGCAAAUCGUAGAGUUUUUUAUCAUACAUCUCCAUGAAGGAGACACGAACAAGGAAGCGACGCUCGCCUCCCACUCUCGGAGUGCCUUGUUCAAUGGGCGCUCGGGGCGUCUCAGGCAUAGACAGGCUACCGCCGCUCGCUCGGCGCUCGAGAGGUUGGUGGGAGCCGAUCGCGUCAUAUAUCUGAAUUUUGUAAAGAUCCGUACAAUCGCACGGGGAGUGAGCACACACAUGUCAAGGGCAUCUCUUGGCUACCUGUUUGACGGCUCGUGGUAUGAUGCCCAGCCGUUCAUCGAAGAUGGAGCUGUGAGUGUCGGAAGUGACUUUGGCUUCAUGGGGGCCCAUCUGAUGACAAUGACACUUAUAAUGUUACGCCUUUGUGCAGGAUCAAGCCGCCUUACUUACCAUUGUGUAGGUCUUUCCACUCCCAGUCAGCCCAUAUGCGAAUAUCGUCCCUGGAAAGCGGAGAGGCAUAGCAUUACAGACACAGUUUCCUUCAAGUUCCUGCCAGCCUGUUUACCGUUGAAGCCCUGCAGAACCGAUUCCACGAUCUCUGCGGCUGUGGCAUCGUACACAUCUUUCUGAGUGGAUGCCCAGUCGAAGACCGCGUCGUACCUGCGCGUCUUUUCACUCGUCUGAUUUAUCCUGCAUCACAACAGGCAACCACAAUCGACGGUUUCCCCCUCUCUCCCUCUCCCCCCUCACAGAAUGGAGGCAUUGUCUGUGUCAAUGACGAGAUUCUCAUCGCUCUUUUUGUCCUCUCCCUUCAGGAAGGGCCGGCAGCGAAUGACGACCUUUAUCGUCUCCUUGGACUCGCCCCCUGGUGCCCCGGGCAGGGCGAGUUCGGGAACUGGCGAUGCGGACAUCCUCUCACAUCAACAUCGAGCGGAGAAGCCCCAAAAACAUCGAGCGGAGAAGCCCC
Messenger RNA from Vitrella brassicaformis, 5623 nucleotides. NCBI's taxonomy places the organism in Eukaryota, Vitrellaceae. The record is from the annotation of a GenBank genome assembly.